Kluyveromyces marxianus DMKU3-1042 is the source of this 762-nucleotide messenger RNA. RefSeq names its product Bxi1p (gene BXI1). The coding region runs from base 1 to 762 and encodes 253 amino acids. The record is from RefSeq and is a predicted model, not a curated record. NCBI's taxonomy places the organism in Eukaryota, Fungi, Ascomycota, Saccharomycetes, Saccharomycetales, Saccharomycetaceae. The transcript has a single exon. Gene Ontology annotation, cellular component: membrane.
AUGACUGAACCUAGUGUUUCUACACCUUUUAUCCCAGAUGACUUCAAAUAUUCUACCAAGGUCAGUUCCUGUGAAAAUGAAAUAAAGUUGAGAUUCUUAAGGAAUGUGUACUCAAUAUUGUUAUUUCAACUAACUUUGACUUUCGCCUUUGGUCUGUAUGUGUACAACUCCCCGAAGCUUCAAUAUUUCAUUGUGACAAAAUUAUGGGUUGAUAUUCUAGCUAUAGUUAUUGGGUUGGUCACUUGUAUCUGGUUGAGUUUUGCACCUUCGUCUACCGAUGAGGAAAAUGAACCCUGGUAUGUGCUCUCAUUCCCACAGCAGCUUGCUUUGUUGUUUGUUUUUACGUUGGCAGAAGCUUAUUCGCUUUCCAUCGUAGUGGUUGUGUACAGGCCAGAGGUAAUCUUAAACGCUGUGAUGAUGACUUUAUUCGUCGUAAUUGGUAUCACGACGACACUAAUGUCAACGAACUAUUUUAAGAUUUAUGACUUCCAAAAAUGGUAUUACUGGCUUAACAUGUUACUUUGGGUUAUGAUCGGAUUCUCUUUAUCCUCUAUCUUCUUCAGUUUUAAUACAAACUUAGAUCUAUUAAUCAGUUGGGUUGGGGUCAUUCUUUUCACAGGAUAUAUUUUCGUUGAUACCCAGCUAAUAUUACGGAAAGUACUUAUCGGUGAAGAGAUAAAAUGCGCAAUGAUGCUUUAUUUGGAUAUUAUUAAUUUGUUCUUAUACAUUUUAAGAAUCUUGUCGCGCAACGAAGAUGAUUGA